GAGCCCCAGGCUCAUCAUGCCCAAAGCUUUUCUGAUCAGGGCGAGAACUAGGUCAGAGACCCCAGCCACGGAUUCCGGUCCCCUGACGUCAUCACUGACGCAAUCGUGCGUGGAUUCCACCUCUGGUUACUCCACAAACCACCCUAUUCACGCAGACUCUGUCACUUCGCUGAAACCACUAUCGACCGAAGAGGGGUUUUCGACAACCAGAAGCCAGUUUCUGUCUGUGCCAACAACACCAGCUUUGAAUGGUUGCUCUAUGUUUGUUGCCCCACCCUGCUGCCACAAUCAUAUUGACGAAGUUCUCCCCGAGGGCGCUAGAAUUUCCAUUGGUAGUUCUUUUGUGAGAGGAGAAGGUGUCAUUGAGGAAGCAACAAGCCACCAAAGCUCAGAGACGGACUGCCAAGCAAGGAAUAACGAACGAACAACAGAAGAGGCUCCAACACGUUCGGUACACGCCACUAGCAAGUUUUCGGAGCGUCUUUCGCCCAGCACACACAAAGCUAUGACGUCCCCUCCUGUGCGAGACUUUUUGUGGAGGCCCGUGUCCCUGAUGGAUGACGUCAUUUCCCCAAAGAGUCAGACAUCCCAGGUGGAGAAACCCGUCUCGCCUGUGGUUUCUUCCACGAUGCCAGAUUCGACAAAUGAUUCUGUUGUUGUUGGUUGUCCUAAAGACGAUGAAGACUUUGUUGGCGCCAGGUAUUCCCGAAAAUAUAACAACAACAACAAUAACAUUAACGUUCACAAGCAACAUACCGACCGCGGUACAGCUUUAAAAUACGGGGUCACCCACGACGCUGCCAAGGCAGAACUUUUCGACGUCAACGAAAAUUCAGUGACCAAAAGUUUGCACAGUAUUAGCACCUCACAUCGUAGGCCAAACAGCACCAGCCCUUGUAUAGAUUCUCUCAGGACCAGUGUCACAGAUGACGUCAUACAUGUCCCAGCUCGACCUUCACAGCACCCCAGAAAUGUAUGUUUACCUCCUCACUCACUGGCUUCCAGGCGCAGUGAUCUUUCACCUGGGUUCAGGUGUGACGACAGCGGGUAUCUGUCCACUCCGCACUCACCUGCUCGCAGUGUGAGCCCAAGAGGUGAGGACAUGUCGGAGCAGAUAGUCAAUUACUCUAAACAGAAACUCCACCGCCAAGGUUCCUCCACGCCCGGGGCUGACCGCCAAAACAUGCUCAGCUCAUUUCCCUCUUUGAAGAGGAGAUCAGCUGCCGAAAAGGCCGAUUGUGAUACAUCUCAUCCAGAGAAACUUCCUAAAACAAACAUGUAUCCUACUCAUGUGAAUAAAAACAAUAAAAGCUCUUCUCCCACCAAUGCCAACACCUAUGUCGUGGACAAAGCAAUAUUCGGAGAGGAGCAAUUCUCUGUGUCUAACAAUGUGACGUCUCAGGAAAAUGAAGAGUGUGAAGAAAGAAAAUCUAAAGAAUACAAGGACAGACAGAUGCUUCUCGACCUAAAGCAGUCAGCCGUUCACGCCAACAACACAGUCGUGAAACAGGAACUUCUUCCCUCCAAACACGAAAAUGUUUGUUGCAAAAACGGGCCAUCUGGAAGAGAGGGCAUGGUGAGAAACGCACGUGCAGAUAAGUCUCCAGUCGUGGUGGACGCGGACAGCAGUGUCAUGGAGCACUGGCAAACACUCACUCCCAAGUCAGAGGACAGGCGUGCCGGCACCAGCCCCGCUGGGAGAUCCGACUGCUCUGACGAGUUGUCUAAAGUAAAGGUGGUCGGUGAAAAGAACGCGGACACUUUCUCAGAAGAGAGGAUGGGAGACGGCAAAAGUCGCGAGAAGACGCCCCCAUUCUUACAUCGCCCCCAGCCCAACCCUCUGAAAGUUCCAGAUAUGUUCUCCCAUUGGGCGUCGGCUACACCUCCCUCCUUCCCUCCCCACCCUGCUCUCACCGGCCACUAUCUGCGCUUCCUUCAGCAGGCACAGUCGCUCCACCCCGCCCUACAGCCCGCCCUCUACUCCGCUCUCGGACACGCCUCUCUAUCACCCUACUUAUUGGACCCCUCAUUCUCCAUGAAAAGACCCUUCCUCCCAAACUCCCCUUUCCUCCUCCCCCCGUCUGCUCUCUAUCUGCCUCCUCCAAUACGUUCCCACAAUCCUGUCUGUUUUCCAACUCUCCCAGUCCAACCAGAGACAAAACCUGACUCAGAUAUUGCGACCACCAGACAUUUAGACCGUCGGCCGGAGCUUGCAAUUCCCAACCCCUCCUUUCAUCGAUCGCCAUUUCCUUUCCACAAAGCUUCAUCGCUCUCCCCGUCAUCCUCGUCCUCCCCCUUGACCUCCCCAAACAGCAUCACCAGCAGCGACAGCAGCAUCAGCGGCAACAGCAGUAUUCUCACCAAGCAUCCUAGCGCCUCACCAAACUAUCCCAUCAUUUCCGCUCCCACAAACGCAACGAAAACUGCCAUCCCCACCAACAGCAACAACGUCAGCCUGAGCAUCAACAACCUCUUUCCGAGACACCAUUCUCAGUCUCAAGGGUCAACCAAACGCCGGGACAAAGAGGGUUCUAUUCUCGACCCGGUACGCUUCAACUGUGACUCUUGUAACAAAAGCUACUCCACGCUUAGCGGUCUCAGCAAACACAAGCAGUUUCAUUGCAGCACUCACGUGAAGAAAGAAUUCACCUGCAAACAUUGCGACAAGACUUACGUGAGCCUCGGCGCACUCAAGAUGCACAUACGUACUCACACUCUUCCUUGCAAGUGUCACGUCUGCGGAAAGGCAUUCUCUCGACCUUGGCUUCUCCAGGGUCACAUCCGGACACACACUGGGGAGAAGCCCUUCCGGUGCACUCACUGUGGUCGUGCGUUCGCUGAUCGCUCCAACCUGCGCGCGCAUCUGCAGACCCACGCGGAGGUGAAGCGCUACAGCUGUGCGCGAUGUAGCAAGACUUUCUCUCGCAUGUCACUGCUCACGAAACAUGAAGACAGCUGCUCCGCCUCCUCCUUAUAGACUAAUGUAUAGCUGGGCAGUGUGUGAUCUUCUCCUCCAGAAAGAUUUAAUUAACAGUUUUUCUUCAUCUGCCAUUUCGAAAGCUGGCCCGUUUCUACCUAACUUUGUAAACAGAAACGUCAUCGGCCUACACGCCAGUCGACUAGUGACCACCACAUGCUCUAUGUCCUGACGUAAUAAUUACAUGUACAAAAUGUACUUGUAACUCUAUACUUGUUAAGUCCUAAAGUCGAGUCCUCAAAAAGAGACUAGAUCUAUGCCAUCACAAAAGAGAUACUAAGUAAAGGCGAAAUACCUUCGUUCAAAGAACCGAUUGACACAUCGGCUGUGAGAACAGGCAAAGGAUUUGGCACACUUGAUAUGUCGUUGUCAGCUUCCACCCUGUGGUAUGUCUGGGUAGUAAUGACUCCGCAUAAUCACUACUACUUCCCAUGCCGAAUCAAAGACGUACAGAUUUAUGUUUGAUAUAUUCGUAGUUGGUAACGACAAAAGAAGUUGUGCUGGUUUGACGCAUGACAUAAGAAAGUAAUACAACAAUAUUUAAUGUUUUAACUUCCCCGAGGCUACUGUCAGGCUAAAAGCAGCUAGAAGAUUAUCGGUAAACAAAAGAAAAAAAUGUAGAGCUCAGAAAAUCACCUUACUGACGUUUGCUCUAGUCCGUGGUUAGCACUAGCACCAUAGAUUAGUUGUUGUUGUUGCUGUUGUUGUUGCUGUUGUUGCUGUUGUUGUUGCUGUUGUUGUUGUUGUUGCUGUUGUUGUUGUUGUUGUUGUUGCUGCUGUUCUUGUUGUUAUUGUUGUUCAUUUAGGUAUAGAAGUGGUUUCCUGUGCUCUACAUGUUUCUUCCUGUGACGAUGAUCCAGUAGCGUGUGACAUGACUGCACAUUUACAGUGAAAAUCAGAAGGAAAACUUUGUCAAAUCUUCUGCUCUAUCAGCAUUUUUAAGGUGUGGGUGAGCCUUAAGGAUGGCAAAUUUUGUGAUGCGCCAAUAUCUUUGGUUUUUAGGUAAGGCCAUGGUGAAACAUACAAUCUCUUUGCUCCAUGUGAUGGUAUAUUACAUACCAUGACUUGAUACAUGCUUUAUGACGCAACGGCGGCUAUGUUUAUAAAAGGUCAGUAGAUCUAGAAAGCUUUGAUGGAAACAUACAUUUGACCGGGGAAGAGGGGAAGGUGUGGUUUAGGUUAAAGUUUCUUUCCUCCUUCAGCCUUAAUCAGCGCAAGCUGGCAUUAAGAUGAAAAGAGGGUCUGUGUAUUAAAUUUCUUACAUAUAAUGAUCGUAUCAAACGUCCCAGCGAAUAGAUUGCAAAGAGACGAAAGUCUAAACCUGAUGUUGGAAGUUUUGUUUUUUGUUUUACAUUGAAGAAUAUUUUUCACUUCAUGAGGUCAGAACGGCAUAAACAGCAAGGAAAGAAC
Aplysia californica (California sea hare) is the source of this 4387-nucleotide messenger RNA. RefSeq lists its product as uncharacterized. Gene Ontology annotation, molecular function: DNA-binding transcription factor activity, RNA polymerase II-specific; RNA polymerase II cis-regulatory region sequence-specific DNA binding. NCBI's taxonomy places the organism in Eukaryota, Metazoa, Mollusca, Gastropoda, Aplysiida, Aplysiidae. Gene Ontology annotation, biological process: regulation of DNA-templated transcription. The record is from RefSeq and is a predicted model, not a curated record.